This is a messenger RNA of Odocoileus virginianus texanus, 775 nucleotides long. It is a transcript of the gene GYPC, whose product is annotated as glycophorin C (Gerbich blood group). NCBI's taxonomy places the organism in Eukaryota, Metazoa, Chordata, Mammalia, Artiodactyla, Cervidae. Gene Ontology annotation, cellular component: membrane; cortical cytoskeleton. The record is from RefSeq and is a predicted model, not a curated record.
CGUGCCCCGCGCCGGUCAGCGAUGAGCACGCUGCUGCCGCCGACCACGACCCAGCAAGAGCCCAACCCUGGGAUGGCCUCGAGUGAGAUGGACAUCGCUGUCAUUGCAGGCGUGGUCGCCGCCGUGGCCUUCGUGCUGGUCGGCCUGCUGCUGCUGAUGCUGCAUUACCUCUAUCGGCACAAAGGCACGUACCACACCAACGAGGCCAAGGGCACGGAGUUCGCCGAGAGCGCGGACGUGGCCCUGCAGGACGACCCGGCCGUCCGGGACGACGGCGGCGGCAGCAAAAAGGAGUACUUCAUUUGAAGGAUGUUACCAGGACUCUGCGCCCCCCUGCCUCCCCGUCCAGGAAAGAGCCCGUCACCUGCAGCGCCGGGCAGCCCUCAGCGCCCCUACAGCCCAAGACACGCACCUCACCCGGGACUCGGUGCCUCCCGGGGUGGGGUGGGGAUCGAAGGAGGAAUCCAGCUGGAGGGGCUUCUCCCAGGACCCAGGGACGCUCAGCCAGAGGGAGGAGGUCCGAGCCCUUCUGGGCUGUACAGGUUACACCUGCGUGGGGGUGGAAGUCCUCGCUGGGUAUGAGUGGGGUGGUGGCCCGGGGGCGCAAGGAGUGAGUUGUCAUCAUGCUGACUGGGGACAGUGGCAUCAAACGUCAGCCCUUGGCAUUUGGGGGGAACAGCAGGUGCCAGAGCUCCAAGGCACCUUUGUCUCCCAUAGAUGCAGCUCUGGAUGAUUGGAAAUAAAUUUGAAAUGUAACGGAGCAUUCAGAGUCAAA